This is a messenger RNA of Williopsis jadinii, 1993 nucleotides long. RefSeq names its product heat shock factor family protein. Gene Ontology annotation, molecular function: DNA-binding transcription factor activity; sequence-specific DNA binding. NCBI's taxonomy places the organism in Eukaryota, Fungi, Ascomycota, Saccharomycetes, Phaffomycetales, Wickerhamomycetaceae. The record is from RefSeq and is a predicted model, not a curated record. Bases 345 to 1757 code for a protein of 470 amino acids. Gene Ontology annotation, biological process: regulation of DNA-templated transcription. The transcript is spliced from 3 exons.
AACUACUUUAGAAAGCAAGGAUUUCCAACCCAUAGUACGGUAUUUAUCUGUGACGAAAUUACGAAUCUAGAGAUUGUUUCUUUGCAAUAUUCGGACGCCCCUUGGACCCAACGGUUUUACAAGGAAUAUUCUAUACAGCCAAUCUGGACAUUUUCCUGUGUGUCUGUCCUUUUUUUUGUUAGUGGAAGACUGGUGAAACAUUUAAAGUGGCAGCAUUGUACUUUGUGGGCGGAGACGGUUUCUGAUAUCUGAUAUCACGUUAACAUUCAACGAUACUUUUAUUUACAUUCCAUUUUGAUUGAGGUCAUCAUACAAGAGUGAAAACACAUUGAUUGCUGUUAAUCAUGGAUAAACAGAAUACAAAGGUCUCUGACAUUAAGCAAUCACCCAUGACUUUGAACACUCCGCAGCCCACACGAAAGGCUGCAUUCGUCCACAAGCUAUAUGCAAUGCUAUCAGAUCCUUCCCUUUCAUCACUGAUAUGGUGGUGUGAUGCAGAUGGUGUCUUUGCGCUGGUACCUUGUACUGAAUUUGCCAAUGCUUUGACAAGUUAUUUCAAGCAUGGUAAUGUCUCAAGUUUUGUACGGCAACUACACAUGUAUGGGUUUCAUAAGGUUUUUGACGAGGAGUCGCCUAGAGGAGAUGAAAUAGUGUGGGAGUUUAAACAUUCAACAGGAUUAUUCAGAAAGGGAGACGAAGCAAAUUUAGGAAAUAUAAAGAGACGUUCUUCUAAUAAGACUGUACCCGAUGAGGACACUAGAUGGACAACAGCUCAACCAAUACAAGGUGUUCAUUAUGGUCUACAGCAACAAGGGAUGUACUACGUGGGCUAUCCAUAUCAACACGUCUACACUCAACAAACACACCAAGUUGGUCCGCAAGGCCUGCAACCUGUAUACCAAAUACCACCGCCACCGCCACCGCCUCAUCAUGCUCAUCCUCAGGGGGUCCCAGUUGGUCCUCAUGGUCAAGUACAACUGUUGCCACCAAGGCCACAGCAACAGCAGCAGCAGCAGCAGCAGCAGCAACGCCAACAGCAACAGCAACGCCAACAGCCGCAACAUCAACAGCCACAACAUCAACAGCCACAACAUCAACCACCUGCUAUACCUCAACCCACACAGACCACAGUACCAUCAGCAUUGCCACAGACGCAGACAACACCUCAGCAGUAUCUACCACGGGAAGUUGCCCAACAAAAGGAUACCAUACCUAGUCGUAACUUGUCAGUUUCAAUCCCACCUGAAAAGGUUGAUGUUCCUGUACAGAGUCAGAGUCGUAAAUCUCAACAAGGUCGCUCUUUAGAACGACCAAUUGAACUCUUGAACCCUGAUACAAGACAUCAAACAAGUGAAAUUCUACCUAAACUGGCGCCAACUUCUUAUUCACAACCACCAUUGUUUAAAGAUUACAUCAACUCACGUGCAACCAAGUUAAAUGGGAUCAGUGAAUCAUGGACAGACCGGAAAUCAUCAAUCCAUUUUUGGGAAUCAUCGGGUGCAACAAGACAGCGUUCUAUAUUUGUUGAUCCUCUUGCACCUGUUACCUCGACGACAACGUCAACAGGACCUGCUGAUACAACACCACAGUUGAGACCAGGCUCGUUACCAAGCUUGUACAAUGCGCUUCCCCAGAACUCUUUAGGUUCUCCAAUGACUUACCGCCGUAACGAAUCCUUGCCAACACAUUUAAACCCACCACAUAGGAGUUCUCUUGAGCUCACUGCUGGAGAGUCCAAAAUCUACAAGAGAUGGUGAAAAUACUUUACCUGCUAGUGCAAAUCAUGAACCAAUGUUUAAGAAACCAAAGCACCAGUAUUAGUGGCUCACGGUUAUGAAGGAUGUCUAAUUGUUUUCAUGUCAUUUACUUCCAGCUCCAAUGGUUGGAAGUCUUGUUCUUGUUGGUUUAUGUUUAAUUGCAAAGUAUCAUGAAACAUCCAUCCACGCUACGCACCAGUUGAAUACGAUCCGUGUAUGGUUCAUAUAUAUUCAUU